AAAAAAAAAAACACAGAGGAUUUCCUUUUCUCAUGUCCAUUGGUUUCUCAGACAUGAGAUAGGGCAUCCAUUUCUCAGAUUUCUCAUUCAAGGGUUGUUGUGGAUCUUUGAGUUCUUUCUAUUGCAUUGCCGGUUUCUGUGGUGCAAAAGUUUGUGUUUUGAUCUUUUGUACUGGUCUUUAAAUCUUUUUUACAGUUUAAAUCCUUUUCCCGUUGACUUUUGAAAAUCCUCAAAGAACCCAAUUCCGAUUGGAUUUCAUCAACUUUUGAUUUUGACCACCUUUGUUGAACAAAUCUGACAACAAUGUCUGAGUCGAAUCAAACCACACCCUUGAUCCAGCCAUCAUCGUCGAGAAAACUCCCUGACUUCAAGCAGUCAGUGAAGCUGAAAUAUGUGAAACUCGGUUAUCAUUACCUAAUUACUCAUGGGAUGUUCCUUUUUCUAUCACCUAUUGUUGUCGUUAUCGCCGCACAACUAUCCACAUUCUCCAUCCAAGAUCUACAUGACCUUUGGGACCAUCUUAAAUUCAAUCUCAUAUCUGUGAUCCUGUGUUCGACCCUCCUCGUGUUUUUAUUUACCCUUUAUUUCCUUACUCGGCCCCGCCCUGUUUACCUAGUGGAUUUUGCAUGCUAUAAGCCUGAAGAUUCUAGGAAAUGUACCAGGAAGAUUUUUAUGGAAAGGUCGCAGUUGACAGGUGCUUUCACUGAGACGAGCAUGGAGUUUCAAAGGAAAAUUCUUGAGAGGUCCGGGCUUGGGGAGUCAACUUAUCUCCCCGAGGCUGUUUUGAGAGUUCCUCCAAAUCCGUGCAUGGCUGAAGCAAGGAAGGAAGCUGAGGCUGUAAUGUUUGGUGCAAUCGACCAGCUGCUUGAGAAGACAUCCGUAAAACCGAAAGAUAUUGGGAUUCUGAUUGUGAAUUGCAGCUUGUUUAACCCAACACCAUCCUUAUCUGCCAUGGUGAUCAACCAUUAUAAGCUAAGGGGGAACAUCCUUAGUUAUAAUCUUGGUGGUAUGGGUUGUAGUGCUGGGUUGAUAUCAAUUGAUCUUGCCAAACAUCUUCUUCAAGUGCAUCCUAAUUCUUACGCUUUAGUUGUUAGCAUGGAAAACAUCACCUUGAAUUGGUAUUUUGGGAAUGAUAAGUCGAUGCUUCUCUCAAAUUGCUUGUUUAGAAUGGGAGGAGCUGCUGUUUUGCUUUCAAAUAAAAGAUCUGACUGGUGGCGUUCCAAGUAUCAAUUGGUCCAUACUGUUAGGACAAGUAAGGGUGCUGAUGAUAAGUGCUUCUCCUGUGUUACCCAACAAGAGGAUUCUACUGGGAAGGUUGGAGUUUCUUUGUCGAAGGACUUGAUGGCAGUUGCAGGGGAUGCUUUAAAGACUAAUAUCACUACCCUUGGCCCUCUUGUUUUGCCAAUGUCUGAACAGCUGCUCUUCUUUGCCACAUUGGUGGGGAAGAAAUUCUUUAAGAUGAAGUUAAAGCCAUACAUCCCGGAUUUUAAAUUGGCUUUUGAGCAUUUCUGUAUUCAUGCUGGGGGGAGGGCUGUGCUGGAUGAAUUGGAAAAUAACCUACACCUUUCAGAUUGGCAUAUGGAACCUUCCAGGAUGACACUCUAUCGAUUUGGCAACACUUCAAGUAGCUCACUUUGGUAUGAAUUGGCUUAUUCAGAAGCCAAAGGGAGGAUAAAGAGGGGAGACAGAACAUGGCAGAUUGCUUUUGGGUCUGGGUUCAAGUGUAACAGUGCUGUCUGGAAGGCUCUGCGGACCAUAAAUCCAGCCAAGGAGAAGAAUCCAUGGAUGGAUGAGAUUGACCAGUUCCCGGUGGAUGUUCCAAAAUUUUCAGUCAUACAGUAAGUACAAAAGUUUCAUUGGUUCGCAGGGAUGUGUUUCCGGUGGUGGUAGCAACAGUCUUUGAGUUAUGAAGCCUUUACCAUGUCUUUGCUUUUGCUGCAGAUCUAUUAGAGAACUAUGACUGAUUUAUGGUUUUUGUUUUGAACUCCAACUGACCAGUAUGAGGACCUUUGCUCAUGACUUGAAACUAGGUUAUCCUCCAUUGAGCAGAAUGUAACUUCUAUACAAUUCAUUUAUCCUCUUUGUAGCAGUUAGUGUUUUUCAUUUCUGGCACCGCCCGUUUUGUUCUAGCUCCCUUUGUGAGAAAUGAGAAAUCUAAUGUCAUUACUAUA
This is a messenger RNA of Populus euphratica (Euphrates poplar), 2171 nucleotides long. RefSeq names its product 3-ketoacyl-CoA synthase 11-like. Gene Ontology annotation, biological process: fatty acid biosynthetic process. Gene Ontology annotation, cellular component: membrane. The coding region runs from base 304 to 1842 and encodes 512 amino acids. Lineage: Eukaryota; Viridiplantae; Streptophyta; Magnoliopsida; Malpighiales; Salicaceae. The transcript has 2 exons. The record is from RefSeq and is a predicted model, not a curated record. Gene Ontology annotation, molecular function: acyltransferase activity, transferring groups other than amino-acyl groups.